Molecule: messenger RNA, 466 nt
Organism: Aspergillus steynii IBT 23096
Lineage: Eukaryota; Fungi; Ascomycota; Eurotiomycetes; Eurotiales; Aspergillaceae
Product: nuclear transport factor 2 family protein
Exons: 1
Coding region: 26-466 (146 amino acids)
Source: RefSeq, a predicted model, not a curated record
CAGACACACAGACAACUCCAACAAAAUGCCCACCACCACCCAAAUCCAAACCCAAACCCUCAAAUGGCUCCAAGCCUACCACGCCUCCGGCGACUCCAUGGACCCCCACACCUCCGUCCCCAAAUUCUACGCCGAGGACUGCGAAAUGCUAUUCCCCGGCCAACCACCCAUCAAAGGACACGCGCAGAUCAUCGCCUUCUUCGAGCGACAGUUCCAGAUCCUCGCGUCCAUGAAGCACACCAUCGGGCACGUCGAUGUCGCUGAGGACCGGGUGUAUCAGGAAGCGGACAUCGAGUAUGUGCUGAAGGGGGAUCCGGAGGGGCAGGUGAUCAAGGUGCAAGGGAUGGCUGUGUUUGGGAAGGGAGUGCACGAUGAGCGGAUGCGGUUCUUCAAGGUGUUUUUGGACCCGGAGGCGAUUUUGAAGAGGGUGGGGGAGGUGCAGGGGAUGGGAAUGGGGACGGAGUAG